Molecule: messenger RNA, 2244 nt
Organism: Naegleria lovaniensis
Lineage: Eukaryota; Heterolobosea; Eutetramitea; Acrasida; Naegleriidae
Exons: 1
Coding region: 1-2244 (747 amino acids)
Biological process (GO): arginyl-tRNA aminoacylation
Cellular component (GO): cytoplasm
Molecular function (GO): arginine-tRNA ligase activity; ATP binding; tRNA binding
Source: RefSeq, a predicted model, not a curated record
AUGUCCCAAGAGAAGGAUAUCAGACUCGCUCUGGCAAAAUUAGUGAUUACAGCCGUGAACAAGGUUUACGGAGUUGAUAUCAGUUCCAUGGAGAACGAUAUUGAAGCCAAAUUAGAAUUACCAAAGGAAUACGAUAUGGAGCAUAAUAUCGCCUUCCCUUGUUUUGCUCUGGGAAAGCCUUUAACUCCAAAAAAGCCAAAAGAAGUCAAAUUCAAUGAUUUUAUUUUCCAAAUUGCUUCCGAGUUGACCAAUGAGAUUAACACAAACUUGUUAUCAACAAAUAACACAAUAGUAGAAAAGUGCAAGAACGAAGGCCCAUAUAUUAACUUUUAUUAUUUGCCAUCAUUGUUGGGUAGUACUAUUCCAGAAAUUCUUUCUGGAUCUUUCCUUGCUCAAAGACCACACAAGAAUGAAAAUGUCAUGAUUGAAUACUCACAACCAAAUACUCACAAGACUUUCCACGUUGGUCACAUGAGAAACGCAGCACUUGGAAACUCUCUUGUCUUGUUGUACGAAUGGUGUGGUUAUCAUGUCCAUGCUGUCAAUUACAUUGGUGAUGUUGGUGCUCACAUUGCCAAGUGCUUGUGGUAUUUCCUCUAUUUUGUUAAGAAGACUACUUUGGAGGAAUUUGAAGCACAAGAACUUGGAAGAGAACAAAUUAUUGAAAUGUUAGAAUCAGCAAGACCACAAGACAUACCUCAUGUUGAAUGGUUAGGAGAACUUUAUACUAAAGGAUUUUAUGAAUUAGAUUUUGCAUCUUGGACCAAGUAUCCAUUGAUGGGAUAUAUUACUGCAAAGAUUGAAGAAAUCAAUAACCAUCCUUCCAAUGACAAGUGGAAAGUUUUGAAAGUUACCAAUGGAACUGAACACUUUACAGUGGUUUGUGGUGGUAAGGACUAUAAAGUGAACGAUGUUGUCCCAUAUGCUCCACUUGGAAGUAAGAAGGGAGCCAGACUUGUGACUGAAGUUGAUAAACAAGGUGUCACUUCUCAAGGUUUUAUUUUAAGUGAAGCUGAGCUUGAGACGAGUGAAAAUAAGGAAAAGAUUCAUGUCUUUCCAGCGGAUACUCCUGUCGGUAUUGAACUUACUGAAUUGGGAAGAAAUGCUGAAAAUGUAGAUCCUAACAUUACCAACAUUACUCAAGAAAUGAAAAAGAGAGAAGCUCAAGUCAAGUCCUUAUUGAGAGCCAUGGAAGAUCAUCAAAAGAAUAUUUCCAUGUUGUGGGAGAUUACCAGACAAUGGUCCAUUGAUGACUUUAAAGAAAUUUACAAGUGGAGUGAUUGUCGAUUUGAUCACUACUUCCAUGAAUCCGAUGUUGGUGAUGAGAGUAAGGAAAUUGUUCUCAAGGCCUAUGAAGAAGGUAAAUUGAUCAAAUCGGAUGGUGCCAUUGGUGCAGAUUUGGGUAAACAACUCGGAUUUUGUGUCUUGUUGACCUCCGCAGGAACUGGUUUAUAUGCUACCAAGGAUUUGGCUCUUGCCAAGAGAAAGUUUGAAGAGUUCAAAGUCGAUCGAAGUGUCUAUGUGGUGGAUGUGAGUCAAAGCCUACACUUCCAACAAGUAUUCAAGACUUUGGAAAUUCUUGGAUUUGAGCAAGCAAAGAAAUGUAAACACUUGGCUUAUGGUAUGGUGGUUUUACCGGAUGGUAAAAUGAGUAGUAGAAAGGGUAACAUUAUUUACUUUAGCACACUUCAGAAAUUACUCACAGAAAAGAUUUAUCAAGAUUUCAUGGUCAAGUAUAAGGGAGUAUGGUCAGAUGAAGAAAUUAAUGAAACGACUAGAAAAAUUGCCAUUAGUGCCAUCAAGUAUGGCAUGUUGAAUCAAGACAACAAUAAGGAUAUUGUUUUUGAUUUGAAAGAAUGGGCAUCCAAAUCUGGUAAUACUGGUCCUUAUCUCAUGUAUGCCUAUGCUCGUGCUAAAUCGACACUUGAGAAGGUUGGUUUAGUGAAAGAUGCUCCAAUCGACUAUGGUUUACUCUCUCAUGAAUCUGAGAAGAAGCUUUUGUCGACCAUUCGUCAAUUUUCUGCCGUGGUUGAGAGAGCUGCAGAACAAUACAAACCACAAUUGCUUUGCAUUUUCCUUUACACCCUUUGCAAGCAAUUCAGUAAGAUGUAUGAAGCUGUUUCAAUCAAGAAUGCUGAAACUGAGAUUCUCAAGCAAACCAGACUCAGACUCGUUUCUGCAUUUAGUGAAGUUCUCAAGCAUGGUCUUGCAUUGCUUGGUAUUACUACUGCUGAAAGAAUGUAA